CCUCACCACAUCUUCCCCUCCCUUUCAUUCACUGCGUUUACUGGAGCUGACCUCGUUUUAAAGAGCGAACAAAGCUGACUUUACAUAGGAAGAACACGGUCUGCUCCACUUGCAGUUGAAUGGAAAUAAAGAAGAAUCUGUGACCUUGGAAGAUGAAGAUGUUGUUGCCAUGGAAACUCUUAAUCCUGUUGUCACUCAAGAGCUGCCUUGCAGAGAGAAUUAUUCGACAUGGCCCGGUGUUUAGCCAGGAGCCCAGUGACAGUGUUUUUCCUUUGAGUGGUGAAGACAACAAGAUAUUUAUCAACUGCAAAGCCAAGGGGAGUCCACCACCACAUUACAGGUGGAAGUUCAACAGGAAAGAUCUUGACAUUGACAUGGAAAUCAGCUACAAGCUUGUUGAAGGAAACCUAUUGAUCAACAACCCACAGGCGACGAAACAUGGAGGAGUUUAUCAGUGCAUCGCGUCUAAUGCAUUUGGGACCAUCCUCAGCCGGGAGGCUAAAGUGGAGUUUGCAUAUCUGCAGAAUUUCAGCAGCAAAGCCAGAAGUCCAGUAUUAGUACGGGAAGGACAGGCCGUGGUUCUUCUGUGUGGCCCACCGCCCCAUUUUGGAGAAAUCAGAUACUCUUGGAUAUUUAAUGGCCGUCCCAGCGUUGUCGUUGGGGACAACCGACGCUUUGUUUCCCAGAGAACUGGAAACCUAUAUAUUGCAAAAGUGGAAACAUCAGACGUAGGCAACUACACAUGCGUGGUGAGGAACAUGAUGACCAACACAACCGUCUACAGCUCUCCAACUCCAGUAGUGCUACGUCGGGAUGCUGUGAUGGGGGAAUACGAGCCAAAGAUUGAAGUCCAGUUUGAAAAAUCUCUCCACGUUGCCAAAGGAUCAUCCGUUAGACUGGAGUGUUUCGCUUUAGGAAAUCCGGUGCCUUCAAUCUCUUGGAGGAGAGCAGAUGGAAGCCCCUUUCCUGGAAAGAUGAAGAUAAAUCACUCAAAUGGGGUUCUAGAGAUUCCAUAUUUCCGUCCGGAGGACGCUGGACUUUAUGAAUGUGUGGCUGAAAAUGCUAAAGGACGCAAUGUUGCAAAAGGACGUCUUGUAUUUCAAAAUGCGGAGCACCUGCAGUGGGCACAGACUCUGUUUGAUGCAAACAAUGCCAUUGAGGCCGAACUUCACUGGGAAUGUAAAGCUAAUGGAAAACCCCAGCCGGUUUACAGAUGGCUCAAGAAUGGACAACCUUUAGUCCCUGAGGACAGAAUCCAUGUUGAUGGUGGCAGGAUAGCCAUCUCUAACAUAGACCUGAUGGAUUCUGGGAUGUAUCAGUGUUUGGCAGAGAAUGAGAAUGGGAUCAUAUACGCCAGCGCAGAGCUCAAAGUUGUCGCCUCUCCUCCAGACUUCUCUAAAAACCCAUUGAAGAAGACCACACUGAUCCACAGAGGCGGAGAGGCCAUCAUCGAAUGCCGACCGCAUGCAUCCCCUAGAGCUUCCUUCUCCUGGAGGAAAGGCAACGAGUUCCUGAAAGACGGCAAAAGGCGAACCAUCCUAGAAGAUGGAACCCUCAGGAUCACCAACGUUACCAAAUCCGAUGCGGGCAGGUACACUUGUGUGGCCAAAAACCCUUUCGGUACAUCCAGCACUUCCGGCGCAUUAGUGGUCAAAGAACCAACCAAGAUAACAGUCCCUCCAUUGAGUAUGGAUGCCACCGUUGGGGAGAGCAUCGUCCUGCCAUGUGAAGUGUCUAAAGACUCAACUUUGCACCCUUCAUUCAAAUGGUUCUUCAACGGGAAGCUCAUCGAUUUUAGCAGGCACGAUCAUUUCGGCAUGAUAGGAGGGGGAUCCUCUGGUGAUCUCAUGAUCAGAAACGUGCAACUGAAGCACUCGGGAAAGUACGUCUGUAUGGUGCAUACAGCGGUGGACAGCGUCUCGGCUGCGGCAGAUCUGAUUGUUAGAGGGCCCCCUGGUGCUCCGGUGGGCGUGCUGGUGGGGGACAUCACAGACAGGACUGCUCGGCUCUCGUGGGGCCCUGGACCUGACAACCACAGUCCCGUUACACUGUACAUUGUGCAAGCCAGGACCCCAUUCUCUAUCGGCUGGCAGGCGGUCAAAACUGUUCCUGACUCCGUGCCUGGACUGAUGAUUCAUGCAACAGCGGUGGAUCUGAAUCCGUGGGUCGAUUAUGAAUUUCGAGUUGUGGCAAUUAACAGCGUGGGGGUGGGAGAGCCCAGCGUGCCAUCCAAACCAGUCCGCACCAAAGCUGCAGAUCCCGAAGUCGCUCCGGCGAAUGUGAGCGGCGGGGGCGGCAGCCGAGGUGAACUUGUAAUCGUUUGGGAGCCUGUGUCUGAGGAGCUCCAAAAUGGAGAAAAAUUCGGCUACAUUGUAGCAUUCCGUCCACUUGGCAGCACUACAUGGAAACAGAGCAUAAUUGCCUCAGCCGAUGCUUCACGAUACAUUUAUAAAAAUGAAAGUUUACCUCCACUCACUCGCUUUGAAGGAAAAGUGGGCGUCUACAACAGUGUUGGAGAGGGACCAUUUAGCCCAGUGGUCAUCGUAUAUUCAGCAGAUGAAGAACCUACUGUAACCCCCUCAAGAGUGUGGGUCCGACCCCUCUCAGCGUCCGAAAUCGAAGUGUUUUGGAAACCUGUCCACCAAACUGGCAGCAAAGGAAAGAUUACGGGUUACGAGGUGCAGUGGUUGGAGUAUGGGUCCCCAGAGAGUGAUGCUGAGAGAGUACGGGUGACAGAAACCUCGGUCAACAUCACCGGUCUGAAAGGAAGCACGGCGUAUCUGGUGUCAGUCAGAGCCCACAACAGCGCAGGCACGGGACCCGCCAGCGUCCCUGUCAGCAUCACCACGAAAAAACCACCUCCGAGUCAACCUCCAGGGAACAUUGAGUGGAACCUGACAAACUCAAAGGUUUUUCUGAACUGGGAACACGUGAAGGCGAUGGACAAUGAGUCACAAGUGACCGGGUAUAAGGUUGUGUAUCGUCAAAACUGGCACAGGGGAAGCAGUGUGGUGGAGACCAACAGGACUUCUGUGGAGCUUCAGGUGCCAUCAGAAGAGGACCUGCUGGUGCAGAUCAAAGCCCUGAGUGAUGGAGGAGACGGCAGUAGCAGCAGUCCUAUACUUAUACCAAAGAUGUCGAGUCUGAACUCGAAAGGAUACUUCAGAUCAGAUGCAAGCAAGAUGGCCCAUGUUCACGCAGUCGCGUUUCUGAUGUUGUCGUGGAUGUUUUCGUAAGACUUUGCCUUUACAUGCCGCUCACGAACAAAACAACGAUUAACUGGAUGUGAUUACAUUUUACUUACUUUAGUUUUUAUUAAGAUAUAAAAUGGUGACUCUUCUCCAUCGCCUUAUGUUUUAACGUUUUUAUGUAGAGCUACUUGUAUUUUGUAUGUGGAAUAUAUGCAAAAAACAGGCUUUGCCAUGAAGCUACUCAUUUUGUUUAGAUGUUCUAAAUCUUAAAUCAUGGAAUGCAGUAGUGAUGUGGAACGUUGGGUCUCCAACAAUAUUUGGGGGAUCUUGGUUUUGGGUUAGUCAAAGAAAUUAUAAUUCUGUAUAAAAUGGACAUUUAGAUAAAAAACGUGAAUUGAGUUGUUUUGCCUAAGCACUACAAUAAGAGAUAUUGUAUUGAUUUGCUGUUUAGUGACAGUUUGGGUUAGUAUGUAGACAGAUUUGCACAGAUUUCUUGCUGCUCUGAUAUUUUCCAAAGUUAUUUUAUUUAAAAAAAUUUAAUGUCGGCAGUUUUGAUAACAAUCAGAAUUUAUUUACAUUUAGCACAUAUUCAUAAUUCAGUUUACUUGUGAUAAGAUUCAUCUUGUCAGUCAUCAUUGAUCGUCCUAAGGGAAUAAAUAUCAAGACAGAUAAGCAUAAAAAGUAGUUAUUUCCCUGAUACGAUAUAUACAGUAGAUGCUUUAUCAUGUCUGAUAAUCUGUCUUUUAAACGUCUGAUGAGUUUGUCUGUUUAAAAAAUAGAUCUAGACACCACCCAACACAACUCGCCCAGAUAUUCUGUUAUUUUUAUGGUUUUCAUGGAGUAUCAGAAUUGACUACAAUAUGUAUUUUAAUGCAAUUUUCUGUCAGUAACUGUACAUUAACAGAUACAAACUUUGUUUUUACUUUGUAU
Molecule: messenger RNA, 4121 nt
Organism: Triplophysa dalaica
Lineage: Eukaryota; Metazoa; Chordata; Actinopteri; Cypriniformes; Nemacheilidae
Product: contactin-4
Exons: 23
Coding region: 153-3236 (1027 amino acids)
Biological process (GO): cell-cell adhesion; axon guidance
Cellular component (GO): plasma membrane; axon
Molecular function (GO): protein binding
Source: RefSeq, a predicted model, not a curated record